CAUUUAUUUUCAGCAGCCUGACGCCACAUGCCGACAUUCGGACCUUCUACCGCGGGGCCAGUAUGUUAGGUCAAGGUCAGAUCAGCACCGACGGCCGGAACAACGUGCAGUUCGUAUGUGACUUCAGCCUGGCAGGGGUCUCCCCUACCACGGACGUACUCACGGACGUGGUGUGGCAGAAGGUGGGCCGUCCCGCCUACAUGAACAACCCGAUGACGUCCGUCUCGGGGUACCCGAACCUGCUCAACUGCCCAAACACCUACGUCUCCAGCACGCCGACCAACUACGGCUUCAACAUCGCCGGACCAAAAACCACGCUGGUGAUCAAGAACGCCACGGCGGCCGACUACGGCGUCUACCGGUGUUACGCCACCAAGGUGAGCCGACAGACGCCGCGACAGCGUACACCCGUGUACAUGGAGGUGUACUACGGGCCCAGCGGUACGUCCGGCCGGCACUGAACAUGCCGGCAGGUACCCGGUACCGGUACUAGAGUGACUCCGAGUCAAGUGACUCGAUAGGUUUUGUGAGGUUUGCGCAGUACAAGUUACUGAAUCGGUUACUCUUGAAUGGUGAACAGAACAAGAAGGUCAUGUAACCAAACAGCAUUCCUACGUCCUUAAAGCCCACACACUGCCAUUAAGUACACGAAAAGGGCGAAGCCUUCCAUUACCAUGCAUGGUAUAAUAACUGAUAAUGUAUUACUCACAGCACGUUCGCUACCACGGAGGGCGCUGAAGGCAAUGAUCUUUAGUUGAUCUUACAUGUACGGCCGUUACAGGCUACCUCAUACACC
Amphibalanus amphitrite is the source of this 796-nucleotide messenger RNA. RefSeq lists its product as uncharacterized. NCBI's taxonomy places the organism in Eukaryota, Metazoa, Arthropoda, Thecostraca, Balanomorpha, Balanidae. The transcript is spliced from 3 exons. Bases 63 to 461 code for a protein of 132 amino acids. The record is from RefSeq and is a predicted model, not a curated record.